Messenger RNA from Cuscuta campestris, 1712 nucleotides. Lineage: Eukaryota; Viridiplantae; Streptophyta; Magnoliopsida; Solanales; Convolvulaceae. The record is from the annotation of a GenBank genome assembly.
AUCAUAUAAAUAAAUAAAUAAAUUAUAAAUAUAUAUAAAAUAUAUAAGAAUAUAUAUAAACAUGGCAGGUGGGGUUGGGGUAGGGAGUGGAAAUAAUGGGAAAGAAUACCCAGGAAAGCUAACUGGAUAUGUCACUUUCACUUGCAUUGUUGCUGCCAUGGGAGGUCUCAUUUUUGGUUAUGAUAUUGGAAUUUCAGGAGGAGUGACGUCAAUGGACACAUUCUUGGAGAAGUUCUUCCCCGGGGUAUACCAAAAGAAGAGGUCAGCGGCGGCGGCGAGUUCCGGUUCCAAUCAGUACUGCAAAUUCGACAGCAUCCCGCUGACGCUGUUCACCUCCUCCCUGUACCUGGCGGCGCUGUGCUCGUCGGUGGCGGCGUCGCACGUGACGCGGAAGCUGGGGAGGCGGCUGUCCAUGCUGCUGGGAGGAGCCCUCUUCUGCGGCGGCGCCCUCGUCAACGCCUUCGCUCAGAACGUCGCCAUGCUCAUCCUCGGCCGCCUCUUCCUCGGCUUCGGCGUCGGCUUCGCCAAUCAGGCUGUUCCAUUGUACUUGUCGGAAAUGGCGCCAUACAAGUACAGAGGAGCACUCAACAUAGUUUUCCAGCUCUCCAUAACCAUCGGAAUCCUAGUGGCCAACAUCCUUAACUUCUUCUUCGCCAAGAUCCGGUGGGGCUGGCGCCUGAGCUUGGGCGGAGCCAUGGUCCCCGCCUCGCUCAUCAUCGUGGGGUCCCUCUUCCUCCCCGAGACUCCCAACUCGCUGAUCGAGCGGGGCAACCGUGACUCCGCCAAAGCCAUGUUGAAAAGGAUCAGAGGGCUCGACGACGUCGACGAGGAGUUCGGCGACCUGGUCGCCGCCAGCGAGGCGGCGAGCAGGGUGGAGGAUCCCUGGAGGAACCUGUUGGAGAGGAGGUAUAGGCCCCAGCUCGCGACGGCUGUGGCCAUACCCUUCUUCCAACAGUUCACUGGGAUUAAUGUGAUCAUGUUCUACGCGCCCGUUCUGUUCAGCACUAUUGGUUUCGGCGACGACGCUUCGCUAAUGUCUUCUGUUGUCACUGGCGGUGUCAACGUUCUUGCCACUCUCGUCUCCAUUUACUACGUCGAUAAACUUGGCCGACGGUUUUUGUUCCUUGAGGGUGGCUUUCAGAUGUUCAUUUGUCAGGUUGUGAUUGCGGUCUUUAUAGGGGUGAAAUUCGGAGUCAACGGAUACGCGGGCGAAUUGCCAAAGUGGUACGCGGUGGUGGUAGUGUCGUUCAUCUGCAUUUACGUCUCCGCUUUCGCGUGGUCGUGGGGCCCGUUGGGUUGGUUAGUCCCGAGCGAGAUCUUCCCGAUGGAGAUCCGGUCCGCAGCGCAGAGCGUGACGGUCGCGGUCAACAUGAUCUUCACCUUCAUCAUAGGACAGGUGUUCCUGACGUUGCUGUGCCACAUGAAGUUCGGGCUGUUCUUGUUCUUUGCGUUCUUCGUGUCGGUCAUGACGUUGCUCGUCUACCUCUUCUUGCCCGAGACGAAGAACGUCCCCAUCGAGGAGAUGGUCGUGGUUUGGAAGGAGCAUUGGUUCUGGACUAGGUUCAUGACAGAUGUUGAUUGUCCUGGUCUGGAAAUGAAGAGUAUAGGAGGAGAAGUUGCUCAUAAGAGAGUUUAAUAACGGCUAAUAUGGACUUAGAAUGUGCUUUUGGUACUUAUUUCUGUUUCUUACAAAUUAAAUUAAAUGUAACAUU